GCGUUUCUUCUCAAAAAGCUUCCUUUCCUUCAUUCAAUUCCCAAUUCCCCCCCCCCCCCCCCCCAACAAACCAUAAAACUUCCAGACUGAAAGAGAUUGAUACAUCUUUCUGUUAAAAAGAGCUCUGUUUGUUUGGAAAGGGAUAACCCCAUAAGAAUUUCCCUUCCUUUAUAAAACCCCACUUUUCUGCUUCUCUAAAUUCAGUGUGUGUGUGUUUGAACUUUGUUGAAUUCCCUAGCUCACGUGUGACUCCAAGACUUGUUUUUGACACACAAUUCUCUAAGGAAAUGGGUAUGGAACACGGGUUUUCGACACCGAGAACUGAUACAUUUCCUGCUGGAUUGAGGGUGUUGGUUGUUGAUGAUGAUCCAACUUGGUUGAAAAUUCUUGAAAAGAUGCUCAAGAAGUGCUGUUAUGAAGUGACUACUUGUGGGUUAGCUCGUGAGGCUUUGAGGUUGCUUCGGGAUAGAAAAGAUGGAUUUGACAUCGUCAUAAGUGAUGUCAACAUGCCUGACAUGGAUGGCUUCAGACUUCUCGAGCAUGUUGGACUUGAGAUGGAUCUUCCUGUGAUAAUGAUGUCUGUGGAUGGGGAAACAAGCAGGGUGAUGAAAGGUGUUCAGCAUGGAGCAUGUGAUUACCUGCUCAAACCUAUACGAAUGAAGGAGCUUAAGAACAUAUGGCAGCAUGUUUUGAGGAAGAGAAUGCAUGAUGUCAGAGAUAUUGAAUGCUUCGAAGAUAGAAGUGGAACAGACCGUUCUCAUGAUGGACCCUAUGGAGUUGACCAAAGUUUUUUAAAGAAAAGAAAAGACGUUGACAAUGAAAAAGAAUCAAGUGACCCUUCAAGCUCAAAGAAAGCUCGAGUUGUUUGGGCUGUGGAGCUUCACCAAAAGUUUGUGAAAGCUGUAAAUCAGUUAGGAAUCGACAGUGACAAAAUCGGCCCUAAAAAGAUACUAGACCUGAUGGAUGUUCCCUGGCUGACUAGAGAGAAUGUUGCAAGCCAUUUGCAGAAAUACCGGCUUUAUUUAAGCAGGCUACGCGAAGAAGGUAAAUUGGAAAGCUCUAAAGGUGGUGGAAUGCUGAAUCAAGAUCUUCUUUCUCCGAAAGAAUCCAGUGGAAGUUUUAGUCUCCAGAACUCUAGUUUUGGGCAACAAAAUGAUAUUACUAGCAAGUAUGUUUAUCAGGGAACUCCAGUUUUGCCUGUUCAGACUGUAACUUCAGACCCCCCUGAAAAUAAUCCAGAAACAGAGCACAUAAUACCUUUUAGCAUUGAGAAUUGUGCUUCUCACACAUCUAAGAAUUCACAGUUAAGCCUCAACCAUACUUAUGGGUCUAUGGAUAUGAGCAAGCACCCAUCAUUCGACUCUCCUGCAUCUGGUCAGUACCCUUGGAACAGAGAUGUACCAGAUCACCUAACAUUUGAACCUGAGUUUAAGCUACAACCAAAAAUGGAGAGUUGUACUUUCAACCAGCCAACAGUGCCUGUUUUGCAGCAGCAUAUCAGUUCUGAUUCCCCCGAGCAGCAUAUCAGUUCUGGUCCGUCAAUCAGCAAAAGCAACAACAUAGGCCUCAUUGAUAUCAAACCUUUGAAUGUUAAGGAGUGUGACAAUGAUACAAGGAAACUAUCCCUUAUAGAAAGUCCACUUGGGUCAUUCUCGGUGUCAAAUACUGAUGUUUAUGGUAGUGUUUUUGACCUGAAGAACAACAACUUUAGUCAAGGAGUUGAUGGGUUUAAGGAACAACCCUUGUUUGAAAGAUCAUUACAGUCAAUUCCUAUACAUUCAGAGAGUCAUCAUCUGUUAGAUGCACAAGUUUUAGAGCCCUGUUUCGAUGCAACAAUGGGGAUUAUGAAGAAACAGAUUUCCUGUCAGAAUAGCAUAAUUGAUCAGACUAAUGUAACAGGUUCUGCAUCUGACCUGAGAAACCAAGUUUUAGGGAGUGAAUCAGCAGCUUCUGGACUUCUAAGCGAGGAUUUGAUGUUUCGUUGGCUUCAAUAUGGUGAUGUUACCUCCAAAGAUUUUGGAAUGGAUUACAUAGGUUACACAGGGUGCAAUUUUUCAGAUUAUGGCUCUGAAACUCUUUUGCCACCUUAUGUGUCAAAGUUGGAUCCUGAAUAUCUGCUUGAUUGGGCAUAAAUUUCCUCUUGAUCAAUGUCUAGUUCUCUUCACCAGCUCACAUGACUGAGCCAUGUACAACAUUGGAUGGCUACAAUUAAGCAUUAUAUACAGAGUGUCAUCUUUUUUACCUUUUCUUUUUUUUGGAAACCUUUUGUGCAUUAUAAAGUUCCCCUUUCCAACCCUGAAAAUCAAGGUUUCCCCCUUAUUCACAGCUUCCCAGAUUGGCACUUAUAGGUUAAAACUAAGACUGUUUAUGUAUGGAAUUGCCUACAACCCCACUUUUAGGGUUCUUUAGACUAUAUUAGGUGCAUUCUAACCCUUAUAUUGAGAUUUACCUGUUCAAUUUAUUUCAGUUACACUCAAUUGUGGUAA
Molecule: messenger RNA, 2486 nt
Organism: Spinacia oleracea (spinach)
Lineage: Eukaryota; Viridiplantae; Streptophyta; Magnoliopsida; Caryophyllales; Amaranthaceae
Product: two-component response regulator ARR11
Exons: 5
Coding region: 288-2132 (614 amino acids)
Biological process (GO): cytokinin-activated signaling pathway; phosphorelay signal transduction system
Molecular function (GO): DNA-binding transcription factor activity; DNA binding
Source: RefSeq, a predicted model, not a curated record